CCCUCAUGAGACUGUGUGUGUAUGCAUUGACCUUAUCCAUGUUUGCUUGUACGGUUCGUUUGUUCGUUCGCCCAUCCAUCCAUCCAUCCAUCCGUCCAUCCGUCCAUCGUAUGGAUGAUAAAACAUCCAUCCCCAGUGCACACGGUCAUCACAGCCGUCGACACCCAACGGACCAUGGAGGGAAUAUCAAAUAUCAACCAACGUACGUACUCACACAAAUCCCACCACCCAUUCACCCACCCACUCCCCCCCUGAUCGUGUGGAAGCAGUCACAAAUAUACGUAUGCCGAAAAACGAGUCGGAGGAUUCAGUCAGUCAGUCAGUCAGCUGUAUGCACACACAUGCCGCGCGAAAGGAAGUCACCUGUACACGGCUUCCCCCCGCACACACACCCUCACACAGACCGACCUCUACACAGCGACUGACCGGCUCGCUAUCCUCCGUCCUCUGUGGCGGCCUCUCUGUCGCUUCUGAGCCAUGUGUUGCCCUUGGCCCACCCUGCCAGCCAUCCCAUCCCGAAGAAGGCCUUGUGAGACUCACCGCCGCCCUCCCGAGCCUUGAGAGUGAGGAACUCCUCGUGGCACCGUCUGGCUCGUUCUUCUCGCGAUGAUACGAGCAGCUCGGCGAUGCGCUCAAACUUCGUCGGGCUGCCCCUUUCGUCCGAUGCGUGAUACAAAAAAAGAGAGAUAGACGCACAGUUGACGGGACAGUCGGUGUGGUUCGUCUGUCUUGGUUGCCUCCUCGCCUACCAGGUCUGACGGAUGACGGCCUGAUGCUCCCUCACGUCCGGCCUCUCCCAAUAGUCAGAACUGCAUCAAACAGCACAUAUCAUAUGCGGGAAUACAUGUGUGCCAACGCCACAUCCCCUUCCUCCCUCCUCCCCCUCUCCCCGCGCUCACCCGGGUCUGAUGCCGCGAGUGCUCAGCGACAGGAGGAACGGGUCCGUCGUAACGGCAGGCACCUCCCCAUCCCCACCGCCGCCCCGCUGCCCGUACCGGCAUGGUGCAUCGUCCCCGUACUCGGCUAUGUCCGUUGGCCGGUUGGUCAUGUUCUUGGCCUUGCUGAGGUCCAGUGGCGCAGGGCGCUUGGCCGACAGGCGCUGGUUGGGAUGGCUGUCGUCAUCGCCACGGGAAGGCGGCCUGACCUGUGGCUGUGUCAGCGGCGUGGCGAACGUGACGAAGUCGUCGAACUCAAGGCCGUCGAGCCAUUCCGUUGUGUCGGUGAGGUGGUUAAUCGCCCCCUCCACAUCUGAAUGAGCCGACACAACACACGACAGCACGCCGUACAAACAAACUGCAGCGUUCGCACAAGGUUCUCCGAGUCAUCCGUUCUUACGGUGCAGGGCGAUGUCGCUGGCCUCGGCUUCCUGCUCUACUGCCCCCUCCGCAGCGCACUCGCCGCACAGCACGCUGCCCAUGCCGCGGCAUUCGGCUUGCCGAUUCCUUCUCUUUCGAGCUCGCAGAUCUCCGAUCGGACGAGAUUUCUCCAAUGACGCUUGCUCUGGCUUGGCUGCUGAGGUGCAGUGCACGUGUGCCUGUUUGUGACGAAGAGCGCGCCUUUGGUUGGUGCGCUCCUGCUGCUUUUCCACCAGAGCUUCGCCCAUCUGAUCUCGGCCUUUUGGCCAGCUUGCCUGUACUGCCGUUAUGUCUACGCAGUGGUGGGUUCUGUCGCGUGAAUGCGUGUCCAUAUCACACACACAGGCAGGCUUCAUCGUAGGUAGGGGAUGGGGUGUGGUUGUGUGUCAGUUUGUCAGCAGGCAUCCGGCUCACUGCAUACUGCAUCGUCAGUCGCAGAGCAAGGUCAGAAGGCAGACUGCAUCUCAUGCGACAGUUGCCCAAAGGCCACAAGGCCUACGUUUCUCUUCCUUGCGGCGCCUACGUGUCAUUCGUGUUUGUGCUUCCCGCUCUCAGACUCGUGUGGGUGAGGGCAUUCGUUUCGUCAGCAAAAUCACUUGGUCUUUGCGUGUCGUUCAACCAACCCAGAAGCAUUCAGACAAUGCCCUUGGCAGUCUCCCAUCCACGUGUGUCUGUCACACGCAUCAGGUCCAUCACACCUAUGCACAUGUGUCUGCAUGAAUGAGCAUAGCAGAGCCGCAAGGCCAAUGACGCUACCGGGACACCAGACACCGAGCGGCUGUCCACCCAUGCACUACCAACGAACACUCCAGUCUGCCCGUCACCGGAAGGCAACACACCACACACCAGAGACAGACGUGCAACUAUACACACACACUGCCCUCCUUCUCCCUGUCAGACCAGUACUGUACACCCAGCCGGGCACAACCGGGCCAGAACAGCGUACACUCAAGCAGCGGACAACGCGUCCGCCAAUCACCCAUCAACACACCAGCAGUGGACGACGCGCCGCUAACCCCUCAUUACACGUGAGCAUAUUAGCUGACACGUGCGGCCACCAGCCGAAGAUAGCCGGUUGUCUUUGCGGAAGAAAG
This is a messenger RNA of Vitrella brassicaformis, 2449 nucleotides long. NCBI's taxonomy places the organism in Eukaryota, Vitrellaceae. The record is from the annotation of a GenBank genome assembly.